AUGUUUGACCUCCCUCAACGUCCAUUUCGCCUUGCCAUACCUGUUACCAAGUUCGACUACCUAUCCUUCCACGUUUCUUGCUUUCUUUCUCUGAGGGUUGCUUCACUUUCCAAUCCAUCCAUUAUAAUUCGUGGUGACGAUACCUCUGCAAUGUCAUUGCAGUGGCCUUGGCACUUUGUUUCGGUUUCUCCCACGGAGAAACAACAUCGCCGCGAGCUUCUAGAUCUUCGCGGAUAUUAUGCACAAUGCUCGUUCUUACUUCUGAUAAUACUUGUACGGGUAUAUAACAGCUACUUUCGAACUGCUGAUAAACCGAAUGACUCCCGCACCCGCCGUAGGCAGAGGUCGUGGUGGGAUCUGCCCCCUUUUGCAAACUGGACAGAGACGCGUAAGCAGUAUACUAUCUGUAUUGCCUGGUUGGUGUGCCUGUUAGGCCUCGCAGUAUGGAAUUCUGGCAAUGACUACCUACAUCUCACCAAAGCCCUAGGUCACGUAGCUCUUUCCCAGCUACCCUUCCAAGUUCUCAUGGCUCCGGCAUUCUAUCUCAACCCCAACGGCCCAGCCACGCCAUCUACGAUGUCCAUCUUGACAUCUAUUUCGCAACCAGCACUGACUCCAUACCACCGCCUUUUCGGCAGGAUAGUCAUGUCCCCGUUACUAGCCGGACAUGCUGCGUUGUACCUAAACUUCUUCGCCCAGUCUAGUCAUCCAGAUUUCGGUUCUUUGCUCGCAAAGCGGAUCCAAGAUCCGGACGUUCAGUGGGGAUUUGGCGGUCUGACUUUCGCAGUCAUGAUCCUGUUGUUUGUCCGGCCGUUGCGUACUGCAUUCUGGGUGCAAUUGUGGCCGUCCUCUUCUGUUAAGGCUAGGAGGGAGGUGUUUUAUUAUAUGCACGUUUCGCUAGUGGCGUUGUUGUGUGUUGCGGCGUAUUUCCAUGUGGCUCAGGCACAGAUCUUCGUGAUUGAGGCUUUGGGUGCUUCAGCUCAACGGGGUGUGUGGUUUGCUGCUGGUGUAGAUGACGCAUCUUAUGAUGUGCUUAUG
Molecule: messenger RNA, 1038 nt
Organism: Aspergillus nomiae NRRL 13137
Lineage: Eukaryota; Fungi; Ascomycota; Eurotiomycetes; Eurotiales; Aspergillaceae
Product: ferric reductase-like transmembrane domain-containing protein
Exons: 3
Source: RefSeq, a predicted model, not a curated record